AUGGACGACCAACUUCAGGGCGCUACUCUAUUCAAACUCGAGGGCUCUACCAUGAGAAUACAAGACGAAGACUACAGGCUUGAUACUUUAUUCUCGGAAAAUAUAUGCGCAGACCUGGGAGAACGCAAAGCAGUUUUCUAUGGUGAACGGAUCUCUGAUCAAGCCCCUGCCGCAAUAAAACUGAAGUUUCAAAUGGACCCCAGAGCCUUCCCCGGCGUGAGGGAGUGCCCUUGGAUCAAAAGCUUCGCAACGGAUAUAUUCCGCCGCGAGGUUGACGCACUAAAGGCCACAGCCACGGUUGUGGGCAGGCAUAAGCUAAUGGCAGAUGAUACGCUAGUCCAGGGCCCUCACUCCGACAACCCACAUGGAUACAUACAUGUUAUUGUCACACAGAAAAUGCCCGGGAGGCCCCUCAAUGAGUACCACAACAUUAGCGCAGGUGAGGGCAGCUAUGUCGAAGAGGAGGUCAUUCGAAUUCUGAACGGCAUUUACGCUUGCGGCUGGAGCAUUUACGAAGGGGGGUCGGAUGAAGUUCUCUACGAUCGCGAGACAAUGACCGUGUAUGAGAUGCGCUUCUAUCUUUGCCUAUGCAUUUCUUAA
Aspergillus steynii IBT 23096 is the source of this 600-nucleotide messenger RNA. RefSeq lists its product as uncharacterized. The transcript is spliced from 3 exons. Bases 1 to 600 code for a protein of 199 amino acids. The record is from RefSeq and is a predicted model, not a curated record. NCBI's taxonomy places the organism in Eukaryota, Fungi, Ascomycota, Eurotiomycetes, Eurotiales, Aspergillaceae.